CCGGCGAGUAGAGCAGAUCGGACGGAGACAAUGGCGGGUCUUAGAACCCUAGAUUUUAUGACGACGCCGUUUUACUUGCGUUCUUCUAGACUAGCUCCAUUUAGUCUUCACCCAUCCUUGUUGCUUCAAGUCAAGAACAAAUUCCACUCUCUUCGUUCUCAUCACUCCUUUCGCUCCUCUCUCCCUUGUUCCUUGUCUAAAAAUUCAACCGGUGAGUCUUUGGUUGAUGGAAUUGGUGUGGCGGGAAGCAAAGCGUCGGAGGGUAAACUUCUUCAAGUCGUUUUGGUUUCUCCUCAGAUUCCUGGGAACACUGGGUGCAUUGCUAGAAGUUGUGCGGCAUCAGGUGUUGGCUUACACCUGGUUGAGCCGCUGGGAUUCGAGGUGGAUGAUACAAAACUAAAGCGAGCUGGGCUUGACUACUGGCCAUACGUCGUCGUUAAAGUACACAGCUCGUGGACAGAUUUUCGUGACUAUUUCAAGCAACAGAAGGGUGAAAAAAGGCUGCUGGCAUUUACUAAAAGAGGGACAAACAUUCAUUCAGACUUUUCGUACAGGAGAGGGGACUGGCUUGUAUUCGGCUCGGAAACCACUGGCCUACCACCUGAAGCUUUGGCUGACUGCAAAAGCGAACCACUUGGUGGCGGGUUACUUAAAAUUCCGAUGAUCGAAACUUAUGUAAGAUGUCUAAAUCUAUCUGUUAGUGUUGGCAUUGGUCUGUAUGAAGCUUCGAGACAGCUAAACUACGAGCAACUUCAAUUCCAUACUGAAUCCUGUAACGAUACCGAACUAUUACCUUUCGCUGAAGACAUUUUUGCUUAAAUUCAUGAAAUUUGCAUAACGGGUUUGGAUGA
This is a messenger RNA of Cynara cardunculus var. scolymus (artichoke), 851 nucleotides long. RefSeq names its product putative tRNA (cytidine(34)-2'-O)-methyltransferase. Gene Ontology annotation, biological process: wobble position uridine ribose methylation; wobble position cytosine ribose methylation. Gene Ontology annotation, molecular function: RNA binding; RNA methyltransferase activity. NCBI's taxonomy places the organism in Eukaryota, Viridiplantae, Streptophyta, Magnoliopsida, Asterales, Asteraceae. The coding region runs from base 31 to 819 and encodes 262 amino acids. The record is from RefSeq and is a predicted model, not a curated record. The transcript is spliced from 7 exons.